AAAUAAAACAACAUUUAUUUAUUUUCUCUCUAUUGAUCGAUUGAUUCAAAGAGGGAUAAAACAAAAAAAAGGCGUUCUUCUUCGUUGCUGGUGAAAUUCAAAUUGGAGCUUUUGAAAAUCCCCAGAGAAGCUGCCAAAAAUCGAUUGAUUAGCAGCGACUUAAAAGCCCAAGCUUUCCCUCGAUUUCACGAAAUCGCCACCUCGUUUGUUUGAUUGAUUGAUUGAGGAAAUGGGAAGUAAAAGAGAAGAAGAAAAGAAGGAGAAGAUUAUUCGUGGGCUUAUGAAGCUUCCUCCCAAUCGUCGUUGUAUCAACUGCAAUUCCCUUGGUCCUCAAUAUGUUUGCACCACUUUCUGGACAUUUGUUUGCAUGCCUUGUAGCGGGAUUCAUCGUGAAUUCACUCAUCGUGUGAAGUCUGUAUCAAUGUCAAAGUUUACUUCUCAAGAGGUUGAAGUGCUUCAAAAUGGUGGUAAUCAGCGUGCCAGAGAAAUAUAUUUGAAAAAUUGGGACCAUCAACGGCAGAGACUUCCAGACAACAGUAAUGCUGAGAGAGUUCGCGAAUUUAUUAAAAACGUGUAUGUCCAAAAGAAAUACGCAGGAGCAAAUGCUGCUGACAAGCCUCCUAAUGAUUAUCAGAGCCAUGGAAGUUCUGAAGAUAUGACUCGACGGGCCAACUCGUAUCAUUCUUACUCACAAAGCCCUCCUUACGACUAUCAGUACGAAGAGCGGCGUUACGGAAAGAUACCCUUGGGACUUACCGGCAAGUCUGCUUCAGUAAAAGGUCUUCAUUCUAAAGCUUCUAGUUUUGUAUACAGCCCUGGACGUUUUAGUGAUCAUACGCUUGAAGACCAAUUCGCAAAUGAGAGGUCUGCUCCAAGGGCUUCAGAUUUUUCUGCCUCAAGUGGAGGAGAUACUUUUAGGUCUGAAAUACAGUCCCCAAAUUUCCAGCAAGAAGGUGGGUUUCGUAGUCCCCAGUCUCAGCAUUCAAAUGCCCCUCCAAGUGAAAACUUGUUUCCAGCCAAGCAACAUCAGAGAACUACGUCUCUUGGGAGUGUCAGAUCAGUUGACAGUAAUUCCAUGUCUAUCAAGUCAUAUACUUCGAGCGGUUUAGGGGAAGGCGUAUCUGAAAACGCUCAAAAUAUAGGAAGCCAGCAGCAAGAUAAAACAUCUACUCCAGUUCCUCCAGUAACAGAUUCUACAAAGGCUCCUAUUGAUUUGUUUCAGUUACCAGGAGCGCCAAUGGCUCAAUCAGUCAGUACAUUUCAACCUUCAGUUGGAGCUCCAUCCCCACCUGUGAAUUUUCAUCAACCUCCACAGACGCACUCAUCCACUCCAACAGAUUUGUUUGCUCCUGGACACUUGGGUCAGAAACCCACUUCAGGACCACCUGACUUGUCUGCGUCUAAGAACGAUGGAUGGGCUUCUUUUGAGAACCCAAUACCUGCUGCAAAAUCUACAAACAUUACCACCUCCGCUGGAGUUCCCGAGAUGGAAGUGAAAAAUGAAGGCAUCCCGCAGCCUAGCACAAGCAUGCAAUGGCCACCUUUAUCAUCAAUCCUGGAACAGCAUGCUUUGUCGGUAUCAAUUCCGUGGCAGGAUGAUCACUCAAAGGUUGUAAAGAAUGUUGCCCAUAACCCGCCCUGGAAUGCCUUUCCGGACUCUGUGGAGGCCAGUUCUAUGGAUAACGCUAACCAUUUCCACCAACAUGGACCAAGUAUUUCGCAAUCUAACAGUGAUCAACACCAUUUGCCACAAGUUGAGGGGUUAAGUAAUGAUGGUACCCAGACAGGUGCUGACUCUUCUGGUUUUGGCUUUCCAGGGAACAUUGUCAUGGCACCAGCCUACUCCCCUUACAUGGAAGAAUCUUGGCCGCCUGUAAAUGAUCAAAAGUCAGCUAAUCCCUUUGAUCUCCCUUAUGAUUCCGAGUAUGAAUCAAAUGACAUGUUCUUGGACAUGAGUUCUUUACAUGGGGCGCUGCCCGACAUCCAGACCCCACCAAACUUCUUUAAUGAUGUAUCACAACCAUGGCUCGCUCCAGAUUCUGUACCCUCGUACCUACCUGCUCCAGCAGGCGCACAAGGUGGCUUAUCAUGGAUGGCAGAGCAAGCAUCAACAUCCCAACUACAGAAUCCAGCAGCACAAGGCCAUGUUGCAUCUACUGGAGGAAAUCCAUUUGCUUAGAGACUCCACGAUCUGCUUCAUCUUCAGUGCUUCUAUUUAUUUUAUUUUUAAAAGAAACCACUCUUGUCAAAGCAUUGUGUUAAUUUUCUUAGUUCAAAACCAACUCAGCUGUAUGUACGUUUUGAGUUUUGAGUGUAUUUGCAAGUGGGACUUGAAUGCCACGAAUAA
Brassica rapa (field mustard) is the source of this 2347-nucleotide messenger RNA. RefSeq names its product probable ADP-ribosylation factor GTPase-activating protein AGD14. The record is from RefSeq and is a predicted model, not a curated record. Gene Ontology annotation, molecular function: GTPase activator activity. NCBI's taxonomy places the organism in Eukaryota, Viridiplantae, Streptophyta, Magnoliopsida, Brassicales, Brassicaceae.